AUGAAUGACAUUCAUGCUCCAAAUGCCAUUUUGCUCGAAUAUCUAGAGGAUACUGAAGAGCUUAACUGUGUAAACUAUUCUGGUGAUCGUCUUCAGGCCGCGAUUGUUGGACUGAGGGAAAUUCACAGCGCCUUAAUUCACCACCGCGACGUCUACCCAAAGAACAUUCUUAUUGUCCGUGGACCCCCAGAGAGAGUCGUUUGGAUAGAUUUCGAUGUUGCAAUGACUUUCGAUUCAACAAAGCCAAUGGGGUAUCAGGCUGAUGAACACUGCGACUUCGAAAUCGAGCUUGUUAAAAGCUUCGGAAGGCUUUUGUGGAAAUCAAUUUCUGGAUCACGACUGACGGCAGCCCUUAGCUCUCUCAAUAUUAGCCCUCAUUCUAUAUUUAAGAAAAACUUGUAUUCUUAA
Molecule: messenger RNA, 408 nt
Organism: Aspergillus oryzae RIB40
Lineage: Eukaryota; Fungi; Ascomycota; Eurotiomycetes; Eurotiales; Aspergillaceae
Exons: 3
Coding region: 1-408 (135 amino acids)
Biological process (GO): protein phosphorylation
Molecular function (GO): ATP binding; protein kinase activity
Source: RefSeq, a predicted model, not a curated record